AUGGGUCAAGACAACGAGCCUAGAACCUACCGCUACAAUGAGACUCCAGUCUACACGGCCUCUAACGGCUGCCCAGUCAUGGAUCCCCAGGCUUCUCAGCGCAUUGGCCCCAACGGCCCGCUUCUGAUGCAGGAUUUCCAUCUAAUCGAUCUGCUCGCACACUUCGACCGUGAGCGCAUUCCUGAGCGUGUGGUUCACGCGAAAGGUGCUGGCGCCUACGGCAAGUUUGAGGUCACUGAUGACAUUAGCGAUCUCACGACCAUUGAUAUGCUCAAGGGUGUCGGCAAGAAGACCAAGAUACUCACCCGCUUCUCGACCGUCGGUGGUGAGAAGGGAUCCACGGACAGUGCCCGUGAUCCUCGCGGAUUCGCCAUGAAGUUCUACACCGAGGAGGGCAACUGGGAUUGGGUGUUCAACAACACCCCAGCUUUCUUCCUGCGUGAUCCUGCUAAAUUCCCCAUCUUCAUCCACACCCAGAAGCGCAACCCACAGACAAACCUCAAGGAUGCCACCAUGUUCUGGGAUUACCUCUCCACCCACCAUGAGUCAGUCCACCAGGUGAUGCACCUGUUCAGUGACCGCGGUACCCCAUACUCAUACCGUCACAUGAAUCGCUACUCCGGCCACACCUACAAGUGGAUCAAGCCAGACGGCACCUUCAACUACGCGGCCAAGCUGUCCGCCGAGAACCCCGACUGGCACACCCAGGAUCUAUUCGAGGCCAUCCGGCGCGGCGAGAACCCGUCCUGGACCUGUUACGUACAAGUCCUGAGCCCCGAACAGGCCGAAAAGUUCCGCUGGAACGUCUUCGAUUUGACCAAAGUCUGGCCCCAGAAUGAGGUGCCUCUGCGCCGUUUCGGCCGCUUCACCCUCAACAAGAAUCCACAGAACUACUUCGCGGAGAUCGAACAAGCCGCCUUCUCCCCCUCCCACAUGGUCCCUGGUGUCGAGCCCUCUGCCGACCCUGUCCUUCAGUCCCGCCUCUUCUCUUACCCCGACACGCACCGUCACCGCCUGGGCGGCAACUACGAGCAGAUCCCCGUGAACUGCCCACUGAAAGCCUUCAACCCCUCACACCGCGAUGGCUACAUGAACGUCAACGGCAACUACGGCGCCAACCCAAACUACCCUUCUACCUUCCGCCCGCUCGCCCACAAGCCCGCCAAGGCUAGCCAGGAACACGAGAAAUGGUCUGGUGCUGUCAUCGCCGAGCAGUACCCUGUGACCUCCGAGGACUACGUCCAGGCUAACGGCCUAUGGCAGGUCCUUGGCCGUACCCCUGGCCAGCAGGAGAACUUUAUCGGUAACAUCUCUGGUCAUCUGUGCGGCGCCGACGAGCGUGUUCGAAAGGCUACUUACGAGAUGUUCCGUCGUGUUAACGCAGAUCUUGGUGCUCGUAUCCAGUCUGCUACGGAGGCUCAUAUUACUGGUGCCCCGCCAGCACGUUUGUAG
This is a messenger RNA of Penicillium psychrosexuale, 1452 nucleotides long. RefSeq names its product catalase. NCBI's taxonomy places the organism in Eukaryota, Fungi, Ascomycota, Eurotiomycetes, Eurotiales, Aspergillaceae. Gene Ontology annotation, molecular function: catalase activity; heme binding. Gene Ontology annotation, biological process: hydrogen peroxide catabolic process; response to hydrogen peroxide. The transcript has 5 exons. The record is from RefSeq and is a predicted model, not a curated record. The coding region runs from base 1 to 1452 and encodes 483 amino acids. Gene Ontology annotation, cellular component: mitochondrion; peroxisome; cytoplasm.